Funneliformis caledonium is the source of this 243-nucleotide messenger RNA. The record is from the annotation of a GenBank genome assembly. Lineage: Eukaryota; Fungi; Glomeromycota; Glomeromycetes; Glomerales; Glomeraceae.
AAAAUACAAAUAUUGAUAUCGAAACUUUGGAAGAUGUUUUUAUAUUAGAUGAAAAUCAAGAUAAUCUAGCUGAUGCUAAUAAUAAUAAAAAACAGUCAAUGCUUUUUUAUUGGAAAGAAAAUCGCGAAAUAUCAUACUUAUCAUCAAUACUUGAUUCUCAAAUUAAAAAGUUUGAUUUUGCACCUUAUGAAAUGGAAUGGACUCUUUAUUCUUUAAAAGAGAAAUAUGAUGACAUGAAAUUUA